AUGGCCAUCACUGGUGACGCGCUCAAGGACGAAGUCUUUCACAAGAUCUUCGAGCUUCUCUACAGGAUUGUGUCCAAGGAGAAGCCGGUAUUUCUUCGGUCGACCACAGCGGAAAGAACCAGGACACUUGCUGCUUCUCGCUUGCAAGUCACAGGUGCUGCCCUUCGCUUGACUUUGGAGGUGGGAACGUCUAAGCUCAAGUACAAGACGGCCCUGUCGAUCCUGGACCAUAUUGUGGACACCCUCCCUUUGACGGAUGGCUCAUUGUGUGAGCCUCUAAAGAACGAUUACAUCAAAAGCUUUCGAGUUCUCCUCACUUACCCCCCACACGGAGAACAUAUGCGACUCAAGCAAUGGCAGACGUAUGUGGACUUCGCCCUGGAGUGCUUGUCGACUGUCCUCGAACAUGAUGUUAUUGAGGAUGGUUUCCCAGACAGUAGAAACACCAGUAUGGCAUCCAGGAAUGAUCGGUCAUUGUCUGUACGUCCCAGCCAGAGAAGCGGCAGGAGCAUUGGUAAGGAAAAGGCUACGCUCGCCGAAGAGAUCGUGGCUUCCUUGAAGAGCCUGACCUCUGUAGCCAACGUGCACGUCAUGAGUCGGGCGCCGUUGAUCGCUGAGAAGAUUCAGGAGUACUUGAGCGUUGCAGGAACAGGUCAAGAGGAUGCAUUUGAAACUCUAAACAACAUUGUGCUCGUCUCUCUUGGCCAAAAUGUGGACUUCACGCAAAACCUACUGUGCGCCCUUAUCCCUGUCAUGCGCCGACUGUGGUCUAGCCGGGCUGGUACUCUGCGGGAGCAGAUGCUCAUCACCUUGUUUACAUGCCGAUAUCUCUUCAUUGCUCCGCCUGGCCCAUGGAACUCGAUCGACGCGGCUGUUCUGGAACCGCUUUUGACAACCAUGAUGUCUGACUACGGGAAGAGAGAUUUGUUACAUUUCGACGACAUGCAACUAUUGCUCGACUCAGAAACCGCACCGCUCAAAAUCAGACAAUUCAAGCCUCCUCGAAUUUCACCACGAGCGUUAAGUUGCUGGUUGACAAUAGAAGUCAUGGCAAGCCUUGUCGUUGGGCUGAGUUGCAAAGCACGGCCAUCGACCGCGGAUAGCGACUCUGGGGACAUUCCGCGUAAACGACGGAAAAUCCAAAAUCACUUGGAGCAAGUUCUGGAGCUCGCAGCAGUAGGGGUUGGGCAGGAAAAGGUGGUCGCUUUGCAGAUCGUCUUGUUUCUCUUCGACCAACCUGGCGACCUUGAGCAGGACUGGAUCCAACUACUCGACAAGUUAUUGCCGGAUCUCAACCAUGAAGACCCCGCCGUUCAGACAUGGGUCUUCCUGAUCUUUUCAAGGUUAGCGCAAGCACCACAUCCUUCUUCACGAACAUCCGAUAUCUGGCUUCGGGUUUGGGAUGCAGCGCGAAGAGCAAUGGCUGUCGUCCUAACGACCAGGGUUUCCUGCCAUUUGCUCACUGUACUCCUCAAGAGCGGGGUUCUAGAUACGGUGAUGAGCGCAAAUCUGCUUGAUGGCACUCUGUUUGGUGGUGGCAGCAACGGCCCAAGCACUCUGACAGAUACGUCUCUGGUCUUAAUGACAACUAUACUAGGCUCCAAAAUCCUCGACAGCGAGAAGCACUUCGAGUCCCUCAGCUUGAAGAUACUUGGCUGGUUAAAUCUCCGCUGGACCCUGCCUGCGAAUCUUGAUCGACUUCACAAUGCACAUAUUGUCUCUCACGUUCGGCCGGAGCUCUUAUACUGUGUGCUUAGCUCCGUGUGCGGAUUUUCGAAUCCUACAACCGCUAUUGACGAUUGGAGUCCGGCACACUCAUCUUUCAAGGCAGCAACUAUGGCGGCAGUCAACCUCGACUUCUUACAAUAUCUCCUGCGAAUCCCCUUUCCUAGCCCUGAGGCUGCGGAGCCCGCCAACGCUGCUCCGCGCCCACUUGACACGGCCAUAAGAGCCCGCCUAUAUGGAGCGGUUACAGACUUCCUGGCGGCCAAAUCGAGAGAUUUCCUUCUGUCUUGGAAAGCUAUCUCCGCAGAAAGGAGCUCAAACAUUGGCAAUGAUAUCGUAGAGAUGGUAGCUGUUGCUUCGACUGUCUCUUCUGCAGUAUUUGCGCGCGGUGCCGGUUACGAGUCAGAAAUCAAGCCACCCGCGGUCCUGGCUGAAACACGUCGAAUUGUGAGUGACUUCAUCUCCAGCCAGAAGAAUGUUGUCUCCUGUCGAGAAAUGGCCAAGCGUGUAUGUGCUUGUGUUGUCGCUACACACUCUCAGGUCUCUCGAAGCGGCAAGCGAGACUUUGACGAUGACUAUCGCGGAGUACUCGAAUUUGCAUUAGACGUCGCCCAUCGAGGUAUGGCAACAAACAAUGCGGAAGACCCUUCGGACUUAGAAUUCUUGGAUGAAGACCAGUUGGAGUCGCAGGCAAGUCAAAGCAGCCAGGCAGGUUUCGGCACUGCUGUCAUGCGACUUGAUAUACCUCUAUGCCAGGAUACGCAUGAGCAACUCGCGAAAUAUGUGGUGGAGCUAACCACAGCUCUUCAAAUGGUAAAGUCACAAGCGUUGCUAGACUCUUUAGCAGCCACUGUUGUCUUUGACGAGCUUAUAAACCUUGAUGCAGUCUCUUUGAUUGGCGCCCGAGGAGCGGUGUGCGAUUUUCUCUCACUGGGAACGGGAAUCUCUCGGGCAGACGCAUAUCGUCUGGUCGACAAGCUCGGCAAGACCUAUCUGCAAGAAGAAGCUUUCGAGAGAUGCGAAUCUGCCUUGUGUCUAUGUCUCGACGUCCUUCGCCACCUAGUCGAUCUCUGGAGUUCUGACGAGGAUGACGACCUUGCAGAAGCAUCAUUUGAGGUGUACGACUGGUUCCUUAACAUCGCACUGAACAAAGGAAUUGCUUCACCACGAGUUCUGUCCGCACUGGCUGAUCUGCUGGACUCUCUGCUGCUGAAAAACGCAAGUUACGGUGCUGACGAUGUACCAUCUCCGCGAACAAGCCUACUAAAGAUCCUAGAGGUCAGUGAUCCUCCGAACCAGCAUAGAAUGGCUGCGAAAUUGCCCCACAUCUUCGACAAGUACGUUCUGACGCAGCACGAUGCCAUAUUCGAAGAUAUCGUCGGGAAAUUGCCUUCGGAUCCUGGGCGAAAAGAAGGUAUCGCCGCACGCCUGUACAUCGUAUCGCAUCUGGGCGCACGAUGGCACACUGUCUUACGACAAGCCACAUACCACGUAUUCGAAACUGUCGCUCACGUGCCUGCUACGACGAAGAUCGCGCAUGACUGCAUCGAUCAAACCUGCAAAUUGCUCAACCUAAAAAACCCGAGACUCCUUUUCAAGCUGUUUGCGCCUCAGAUUUUCUUUACAUGGCUGUCAACGGAGAGUCUCUCCUCGAUGCCUUUCCAAGCCUUCGGAUACACCUCUUUGCAGGAACUGGCCGAGGAUAAUAUUGCUGAGCUGACGGGACAAACAGCUCUUCGCGGGAUGGCUCAGGCAGAAGACCUGGCCCGACUUGUCGGUGUGGAAUGGACUGAACUGCUUGCGGAGAACUUCGCCACUGCCGAAGCUUACACACUUGCUUCGGAGACAAGCGUGCCGAAGCAAGAACGACUCUAUGAUGGCUCGGAGAAACUGGUCAGGAAACGACUCGGGUCCGAAGUAUACCUUCAACGGCUCCGCGAGUGCCUCCCGGACAUCAUCGUCGUGCUACUCACGUCGCUUCAAGACGACCGCGGCAUUGACAAGGCUUUGCCCUCCCGAAACCUGGGCUGCUGGCAGGAGAUGGUUGACCUAGCGGGGCACCAUACCGAGCUUCCGCUUGCUCAGCAGCCAUGCUUCCGCGCACGUUGCCUUCCUGAGGAACUUAACUACUUGUUGUCAAGACUCGACAUGCACCAAGAAGACAUCUGGACACCGGCCCUCCUGAUUCACUUGUCCCGGCGAUUGCUGGACAAAGCGCGGCCAGCAUUAGGACCUCUGCACACAUGCAGCAUCAUCCGGAAGAUACGUAUUGUAAUCAGCCUCGCCGGGCCCGCUGCCCUUGAAGGCUAUCCCCUGGAGACGAUGCUUCACAGUUUACGACCUUAUCUGACCUUGUUUGAAUGCGCAGGGGACGCGAUGGGCAUUUAUCGCUUUCUUCUCCGCCAUGGAGCGCCAUAUCUUUCCGCUCGGCCUUCUUUCAUUGCUGGUCUUGGUGUCACCAUCUUUGCGUCUCUUGCUGGCUUCAUUAGCUCCUCGCAAGACAGCACUACGCAAGAAAGUCAUUUCCUCGCUACGAUGACCAAGGCCCAAGAGUUCCGCAUGUUCCUAACACAGUGUCUGGAGUCCCUCCAGCUUGUGAAUAUAACAGCCGACGCUGAGCAGACUUAUACGCGGGUUAUCCAACAUGCAAGAGCAAUAACCCAACCGGGGACUAGCGCGAAAAGCACCAGUGAAGGCCAGCUGCUUUAUGAUCUGCUUAUGGACCAAAGCAACAAAAACCCGCUUCUUUCCCGCCUUCACUUUGAGCUCUCUAUUACAAUCCUAUGCCAACAUUUCUCCCCGCCACCAGAUCAGCAAGAUGACAUCCUGGCGAAUGAUGGGGAUGCUUCCCGUGUUUUUCCUGUGUUGGAAAGCCUCCUGAGGGACCUUGAACUGAACCAGCCGUUCCGGAUGUGGGCAGCCCAAGUGAUGGGUCGAGGUUUCGUCAUGCGUGGGCUCAGCUCCGGAGGGAACAAGAAGGCACGCCAGAUGCGAGUGGCGACCCCAAUUUCCAGAGAAGGCUUCCCAGAUUUUGAGGCAGUCUCAUCUUAUACCAGCAUCGUGCGACAUCUAACCAACCUGCUUUGGACGUCUGAUUAUCCUGCAACGAGCUUUGCCGAGAACACAUUACAAUUGAUCUUCAGCAAUAUGAGCCAAUCCGGCAAACGCGGCUUCCUGGAUCCUGAAUUCGACAGAACCCUUGUGCAGGAUAUGAGCUUCACACAUUGCCCGUGUCCUACUACGCUGCUGUCGCGUGAUCUGAGUGCGUCAGACAACAAACACGAAGGAUCCUGGGACCCGCGUUUGCAAGCGCAGCACUGGGCUGCCGAACUCCUUGCUCAGAUUUCUGACGCAGCCGCUAGGGAUCCCGUGCUGAACGUCCUGAAGCCUCUUAUCAACGCAAUACCCGAGUCGGCCGAGACGCUAUUGCCACAAAGCGUGCAUCUCGUUCUACUUAGCGAGUUCGACUCUCGCCAAGAUUUCCGGGAAAGGUUGUCAGUAAUGUUCUCCGAUAUCCUUUCUCCAGGUGUUCAGCAACCCAGUCCAGCACGACCGUUGGUGCUCAAGACUCUGCUCUAUCUCAGAAAAUGCAAGCUUCCCCGAGAGACCAAUAUGGCACAGCGAAGUUCUUGGCUUGAGGUAGAUCUCCACCAUGCUGCUAUGGCCGCAAGCGACUGUCAAAUGUGGCAUGAAGCUCUUCUCUUUCUGGAGCUUCAUCAUUCCCAGGCGCAACUGCAAACAGGUCGUUCUUCCCGCAGUUCACUUGUCAUGACCGAAGGUAUUCCAAUCGAAGUUAUCUCGAAGAUCUAUGAGAAUGUCGACGAUCCUGAUUUUUUCUACGGCAAGCACCAGACCUACGACUUGCAGUCAGUCAUCAGUAAACUAGGGCAUGAAGGUGCGAGCCAGAAAUCCUUGUCCUUCCGCAGUGCUAUGCUUGACUCGCAAUUGAGAGUCACCGAGCAAACAGCGGCACUAGGCUCGGUGGCAUUGGCUACCGCGUCAUCGCUGAGUGCUGCGAAUAUGCAGGGCGUAUCGGAGGCUGUGAGACAACAUUAUGAAGUUUUCCAGAAGGGUGCUUCUGCGGAUAAUGGCUCUGCACAAGAUCGAUGGGACUUGCUGUCUUCAAGCGAAUCGACCUCGUCCUCGGUGGGCCUGUUGUCCUUGUUCCACGAUAUGCAUAACAUCUCAAACAAGGAUAGCUUCCUCCUUGAGCUGGACCAAUUGUUAUUCGACGUAAGUGUCGCUAUCAAGGCGGAAUCCGCUAAUAGAAGCCACUCGCAUCGCCUCUAUUCGAAUUUGGCAGUCCUUGCAGAAGCGCGACAGACACUUGGUGCAACGUCGGUGGACAGUCUAGAAUCGGCCUGUGCAGCUUUCGCGGCCAGGAACGAGAAUCUAAAGCUCGCCAGGUUCGACGCAUUAUCCCCGGUGUUGGCAGGCAGAGAGGCCGCUUUCGCCGCCGUCAGAAGAAACCAGCGACUACAGAGUUCCUUCCUUGUUAACAUCCACCAAGCGCUACUUCUCGAAUUCCGUGUGACUAGGCAGUCUCUGGAAGUGGCGUCGAGUUAUGACGAACCUCAAUUCUGCUUGAAUAGGGCGAUGUAUCUGUCCGAGCUCAAUCAUCUAGCUCAGCGAGUCGACCUGCAGGUUGAUGUCGCAACUAAUUACGACCUUGCCAGAACUUUAUGGGAACAAGAAGAAGCGUCUGCGUCCAUUGGGAUUCUAGAAGAUCUCGGAAGUCGAAAAGAUAUUGCCAAACAAGCCAUCGCUGUAACGCGAGCUGACAUUCUGACGGACCUUGGGCACAAGAUUGCCGAGGCUCGUCUCGAAAAACCAGACGAGAUCAUCGAGCGCUAUCUAGCCCCAGCGAUUCAGGAGCUACAUGGACCUCGAACGGGAUCAGCCGCCGGUCGGGUUUUCCACAACUUUGCUGCCUUCUGUGAUAUGCAGCUGCAAGAUACUGACAACCUGGAUGACUUCACCCGCAUCAACAAGAUUCGAGAGCGGAAGACACAAGAAGUCUAUGAGCUCGAAAGGAUGGUUAAGAACAGCAAAACGGAGCAGCAGAAGCAGAAGCUCAAGUCACAUUGGGCCAGGGCUCGAAACUGGCUCAAGCUAGACGAGGAAGAAUGGAGAAGAGUAUCGGAGAACCGAGAGAAUUUGAUCCUACAAUGCCUGGAGAACUACCUGCUCGCUAUGAGGGCUUCCGAUGACUAUCCUAACGAUACGCUCCGGUUCGUCGCUCUCUGGCUCAACCGGGCGGAAAGCCCGACCGCAAAUGCGGCCGUCCAGAAGCACCUCAGCACGGUGCCAACAAUCAAAUUUGCGCCACUCGUCACCCAGCUGACAUCUCGCUUGUUAGAUUUCAAGGACGACUUUCAAAAGCUGCUCAAGGAUCUCAUGUUCCGGAUCUGCUCAGACCACCCGUUCCACAGUCUGUACCAGAUCUUUGCAACCAGCAAGUCUCGUCCACCGACUGGUGACGAUAUCGCCGCAUCCAGAUGGACGGCAGCAAACAGAUUAACAGAACGCGUCAGGCAACAGAGCACAUCCUCAGCCAUAUGGACUGCUGUCCACAACACUUGCGUCGCUUUAAACAAAGUCGCCGUGGAACCACUGCCGGAAAAACAUGGCAAGGCUGAUUCUAAGACGCUCCAGUUGCGGAAGUUACAAGGUGGCCCAGGGCUAGAGGCACAAAUCACGAAACCGACUUCGAAGAUUCCACCGCCUACUAUGAGUAUCGCUUUAAGAGCAGAUCGCGACUACUCGCAGGUACCGACAUCUGUCUCGAUCAGUCCGGAGCUUUCUGUUGCGAGCGGUGUCUCGGCGCCCAAGAUCGCCACAAUCAUUGCCUCGGAUGGCUCUCGACACAAAUUGCUCUUGAAAGGCGGCAAUGACGACCUUCGACAAGACGCAAUCAUGGAACAAGUGUUCGAGCAAGUUUCCAACCUCCUCAAAGAGCACCGCAGCACACGGCAACGGGACCUCGGGAUCAGAACGUACAAAGUGGUGCCGUUGACCAAAAACUCGGGCGUCAUCGAAUUCGUGCAGAAUACGAUCCCAUUGAACGAGUAUCUCCUCCCAGCUCAUGCACGGUACUAUCCCAAGGACUACAAAUCGAACAAAGCCAGAAAGGACAUUGCGGACGCUCAAGGGAAAACGGUUGAGCAACGAGUACGGGCUUAUCACACGGUCGCCGCCAACUUUCACCCAGUCAUGCGCUUCUUCUUCAUGGAGAAAUUCCUCGACCCUGAUGACUGGUUCUACAAGCGCCUCAACUACAGCCGCUCCACUGCUGCCAUCAGCAUUCUGGGCCAUGUGCUCGGUCUAGGAGAUCGACACGGGCACAAUAUACUGCUUGACGAAAAGACAGGAGAGGUGGUGCACAUCGACUUGGGCGUAGCUUUCGAGGCUGGGCGGGUGUUGCCAGUGCCUGAAGUCGUUCCCUUCCGCCUGACCCGCGACCUUGUCGACGGAAUGGGGCUUACAGGCGUCGAGGGCGUGUUCCGACGCUGUUGCAAUUUCACCCUUGAAGCCCUUCGUCGCGAUCAAGAAGCAAUCAUGACCAUUCUCGACGUUCUCCGCUAUGAUCCAUUAUAUUCAUGGUCCGUCUCUCCACUUCGCCUCCAAAGAAUGCAGGAGAACAAUGCUCAAGCCCCGAGCACGGACGGUGCUGCAGGAAGCACUGCCGCGACAGGCAUCAGCAGUAUAUCACUUGCAAAUAACGCGACUGCCUUCGGUGUAAUUGCAGCAAGGAGAGAAGAGACAGAACCAAGUGAAGCCGACCGGGCAUUGACCGUAGUGGCGAAAAAAUUAGGCAAGGCCUUGAGUGUAGAGGCAACAGUUAACGAGCUGAUUCGGCAAGCGACAGACGACCGCAAUCUGGCGUUGUUGUAUUGUGGUUGGGCUGCCUAUGCUUGA
Messenger RNA from Cladophialophora yegresii CBS 114405, 8643 nucleotides. RefSeq lists its product as uncharacterized. The coding region runs from base 1 to 8643 and encodes 2880 amino acids. Gene Ontology annotation, biological process: DNA repair. Lineage: Eukaryota; Fungi; Ascomycota; Eurotiomycetes; Chaetothyriales; Herpotrichiellaceae. The transcript is spliced from 4 exons. Gene Ontology annotation, molecular function: protein serine/threonine kinase activity; protein binding. The record is from RefSeq and is a predicted model, not a curated record.